UCUUUUACGAGGACAGAAACUUCCAGGGCCGUCACUAUGAGUGCAUGAGUGACUGCGCUGACCUUCACUCCAUGUUUGACCGCUGCCGCUCCAUCCGGGUGGAGAGCGGCAUGUUCAUGAUCUACGACCGGCCCAGCUACACUGGGAACCAGUACUUCAUGAGGAGGGGGGAGUACUCUGACUACAUGGGCAUGACAGGCCUGAAUGACUGUGUGCGCUCCUGUCGGAUGAUCCCCUUGCACCGCGGUGGCUACAGGAUGAGGCUGUUCGAGCAUUUCGACAUGGAAGGUGAGAUGAUGGAGCUGACGGAGGACUGUCCCAACCUCAUGGAGCGCUUCCACAACUACAACUUCAACUCCUGCAACGUGAUGGACGGACACUGGCUCAUGUACGAGCAGCCCAACUACAGAGGGCGCCACUUUACCUGAGGCCCGGCCAGUACAAGAGCUUCAGCGAGUGGAAUGGCAACAACUCGCGCGUGGGCUCCAUCAGGCGGCUCAUGGAUCUCUAAAGACGGAGGCGCGGUUCUGGCGCACUGUCUGCUCUUUGCCUGUUUCACACGCUGAAUAAAAUGGCGUCUG
This is a messenger RNA of Labrus bergylta (ballan wrasse), 581 nucleotides long. The record is from RefSeq and is a predicted model, not a curated record. NCBI's taxonomy places the organism in Eukaryota, Metazoa, Chordata, Actinopteri, Labriformes, Labridae.